GUGAUGAUUCAUCUGUUGAUUAUUAUGGCAAUGUUGCUGUUCGAGCUCACUUGGGAAUGUCCUCCUGCCAAAACGCGAUAUGACUUUAUAAUUGGAGUGCUAAGUCCAAAGGCCGGGGAAUCGCCAUUGCAAGGAACUUUUGACGAGUAUAGCAAAAUGUCUUACGAUCGCGUAGCUAAAUGCUUCAAUACACCAUACAAUGUGAACCUUGAUGUUGAGAAUUUACUUAACAUUACCAAAGCUGGUUGGACCGACAUUAGAGAUGGUAUUGACACGGCUUUAAGUGUCCAGGCCAAUACAAAACGAGCAAUCGGUCUAUCUGUAGUCGUCGGACCAUUUUACCAGAAUCUAGCAAUGGUGUUAGAAGAAUUACAGAUCCCUUAUAUUGUCACUGACUACAUGGGCUUCGAGUGGUCAGACACCAGUCGUGUGGACAACAUCGUGAAGUGGAACACCAUUUUAGAAGUCAGACCAUCAAUGGCCGAAUUCAAUAAUGCUGUUGUUGAUUUGUUUGUUUAUAAAAAAUGGGGAAGUGCGGUGAUGAUAAUGCCCGAAUUUCCUAAAGAUAAUCAAGUGUGUCAAAAUCUUGCUCGUCAAAUGGUGGAACACAACAUUUCUCCUAUCACAUAUACACUGAAAUUCAGUGAAAUGGAAGACGAAAUGCGCAAUAAAACAGCUGAAGUUCUUAGAAAUGUUCAACUUCUGGAACAAAAACACAUUGUAAUAUGCAGUCCAAGGGAUGAUAAAUACAACCUGAUUCAACUAGUUCUUGAAGAGGCGUCACUGUUCCAAAUGCUGGCUGACGAAACGUAUAGUUUUUUUAUUCUCGAUCCAACAACCCAACUAAAACCUCUAACCGAAAUAAAUAUGUACAGAAAGGGAUUUUUUGCAGCCAAAUGCGAUAUUUUAGCGUAUCGCUACAAAGACAUAAAGAAUAAAGAAUCUAGCAAUUUUAAUUCAGGAUACGGCUUUGGAGCUGCAGACGCUGCUAAAAUUAUAAAUGACGCAAAAAAUUAUUACCUUGACCGUCAUGAGUCUGAAAAGUAUGAAGCACUGAACAAGGAACUAUUUCUCACCGUACUUAAAGAGGUUGUGAUCUCAUCAGGUGAAACUGGAUUUAUUCAAUUCAACAAAGACGGUGCUCGUGUGAACUAUUCUCUCUCGCUUUAUAAUCAUGGUGGGAUCAACAUGUACAGCAAGGAAGCAACAUGGAUGAAAAAAUCGGACGAUUUAGAGAAAUCCAAAGACACUGCUUUUCAUGGAUAUCUUAUACCAACCCAAAAAGAAAAUGCACACUCGAAAGAAGCUAGAGGGAUUUUCAAGGAUGUCGAGAGGGUCGUUGUCGUGCAGGAAGAACCAUUUGUUAUGAUUAGAAAACCACCAAAGGGAGUUUCAUUUGAAGGCAACGAUAGGUUUGAGGGCUUUACAAUCGACUUACUCAAGAAGAUAAGUCAAGAUUUGAAUUUUCAGUAUGAAAUAGUGUUAACGAACGAGUAUGGCUUACCACGCAAUAUUCAGAAAACAGAUUGGGGUGGCAUUGUUGGAGAGAUUUUAGCGAAGAAUGCAACGCUUGGGAUGGGAGCGAUAUCGAUUACUUCUGAACGAAAAUCUGUAAUAGAUUUCAGUAUUGGUGUCGUGAGUACUGGAAUCAAUAUUUUGAUCACCAGGCCGGAAGAACAAUUCAACAUGUUUCAAUUUUUAACUCCGUUUUCACUUCAAUUAUGGAUGGCAAUUAUUGGGUCAUCUCUAGGAAUAUGCAUCGUUUACCUACUAUUAGACAUAAGAAGUACACACAGAGUAUUUACUUUGAAAUCAACCCUAUGGUUUUCGUUGGGCACUUUGCUCAUGAAAGGGAGUGACACAUGUCCAAGAAGAACGUCCCAGCGGAUUCUUACCACGGGCUAUCUUUUCUUCGUACUAAUAACAGUUUCAACAUACACUGCUAACAUGGCUGCUUUCCUUACUAAAAUGAAUCUCGAAGAGCCAAUCGAUUCUUUUGAGGAACUCGCUAAGAGAGAUGAUGUAACAGUGUAUACAGUUAACAAUUCUGCCACACGAAACUUCCUCGAGAAUAGUGGUAAAAAUACUGAUUUUCAUCGAAUAUGGGAAAAGAUAGGUUUAGUGUCGAAUGCGACGGAAGGAAGACGAAAAGUAACAGACAGUCCUGGGACGUCUGCAUUUAUCUUUGACUCCAUGAUAAAUUCUUAUUCAGAAAAGAAAUAUUGUAAAACACAGUCCGUGUCGGCACCAAUUCUUCUUCAAGAACAUGGAAUAGCGAUGUACAAUGGCGCUCCAUUUAAAUCUUCGCUAAAUAUAGAAUUACUAGAAUUAAGAGAGAGUGGAUUCAUUCAAGAGUUGAAAAAAAAGUGGUGGGAAAAUACCAGAGAAUGCGAUUUCGAUUUCCAGAGCAGAAGUUCGAAACAGGUCUCUUUUGAUUUACAACACACUGCCGGAGUUUUCAUAGUUGGGUGUUUCGGUCUUGGACUUGCGUUGAUACUUUUCAUGUUCAAGAAAUUAUAUGUGACGAUGACGAGAAGAUUCAAACUCAAGACAAACAGGAAUGUAAAAGGCGACGAAACACUCUGCAAGGAGACAAGCCACGAUAUGAACAGUUAUGAUACAAAACAUUCAAUCGUUUAAAGGAAUACACAUGGUCCUGCAAGUUUAAAGAAUAACUGUGAGGUUAAUAACGAGUGAAUAAGUGCAUGAACAUACACAUAUCUACUACUACUACUACUACUUCUACUACUACUACAACAACAACAACAACAACAACAACUACUACUACUACUACCUCUACUACUUCUACUACUACUACUACUACUACUACUACUACUACUACUACUACUACUACUACUACUACUUCUACUACUACUACUACUACUACUACUACUACUUCGACUAC
Molecule: messenger RNA, 2905 nt
Organism: Dreissena polymorpha
Lineage: Eukaryota; Metazoa; Mollusca; Bivalvia; Myida; Dreissenidae
Product: glutamate receptor 2-like
Exons: 13
Coding region: 4-2640 (878 amino acids)
Biological process (GO): synaptic transmission, glutamatergic; modulation of chemical synaptic transmission
Cellular component (GO): postsynaptic membrane; plasma membrane
Molecular function (GO): transmitter-gated monoatomic ion channel activity involved in regulation of postsynaptic membrane potential; glutamate-gated receptor activity
Source: RefSeq, a predicted model, not a curated record